AAAAAGACAAGAAAAAUGUGUGGAUCAGGCAUUUUCCUGCCGUGAAACACCAUGCUUCACGUGGGGUAGCAUCUCAGGAAGAGACGUGAGCGGAGCAGAACCUCUCAAGGUGCGGUGCCGCUGAGGAAGGGAAGGGCUUUGAUGUAUGUGACAUGACAUGACGUGAUGGUGGCACGUUACAUCAAAGCAGAAUUUAAAAUACUGAGCCUGCCAGCAGUUCAGCGUGAUGCCAGCUAUUCUGUGGAAGAGCGAGCAAUGAGAAGGGCUGCUCGUCCUUCCCAGGGGGGCAGGGGCGCAUCCCUGUGCUGCAGGGCCGCAUUCGGCGCUGGGGCUGUGCUCCGUGGGAGGGGAUGCUCCUGCUGUGGCGUGGGCGACCACCUUAAUGGGUUACACGUGCCCAUGCAAGAGUCCACGUACUCCUCUGCUUCAGCUCAUUGAGGGGUUAAUGCCGCGGCCCGUUACGGGCUGGCUCCUUGCACCUUGGCUCGGCCGGGCUCCCCAACCCCCGGUGACUUAGAGACCCCGGAGCGAAGGCUCUGCCUGCUGGCUCUCUGCUUGUGCCAUCUGCUUUAGAUAAUUCAUCGAAAAGGGCUGAGUUUGGGCAACACAGACGCCGGCUGCUCCCUCGGGGCGUUUCACAGUAAAACCCAUCCUUGAGUCGCUCACGGCGUUCACCGAGCGACCAAGGAGCAGCGAAGCCGCGGUUUCAGAUGGGGGCCCGUGAUCCGCCUUGUCCGUGGUGGUCAGGUUGCCCGCUCGGAAGCCAUGCUUGGAUUUUAAUAGCCAUGUUCCACCUAGCCAUGGACCUCGCCAGCUGCCAGCCCCCUGCCAGUGGCGCCGGGGGGAGGCUCACGCCGCGGCCGGCGCUCCGGCACAGACUGUCCCGUGGCUCGCUGUGGGGCGCGGGGAGCGGGGAGGAGCUGCGACGCCCCGGCCCCCCCUGGACCUGCACCCCCACGCCCCCCCUGCAGAGACCCCGCUCCCGCCGGCCGCCCCCCGCCGCCCCGCUGCCCGCCGGCCGCCCCCCGCGCCGGCCCCGCUCCCGGAGGGGCCGGCGGCAAUUGCGCGGCCGCGGCUUCGCCCCACGGGACGGGCAGCCCACGGAGCAGCCCGAGGUCAUCGUCUGGGGUCCCACGGGCGAGGAGGACUCCCUGGAGAGCAGCACGCUGCCCGGCGCCUUCGCCACCGCCGCCACCACCACCACCACCACCACCGCCGCCACCACCAUCACCACCACCACCGCUGCCACCGCCGCCGCCACGCCGCCCCACGCGCCCCCCAGCACCCCAGCUCCCGCGCCCGGCGGGGACGCGUCCCGCAGCAGCCCCGGCCGCUCCAGCACCGUCGAGCCGGCCGCCGGCCACAGCAGUGGUGGCAAGGACGCUCGCCCACCCCGCGGGCUGGGAGACAGCACAGGUCUGGCAGUUCAUCAGAUAAUCACUAUUACCGUGUCCCUCAUCAUGGUCAUAGCCGCUCUGAUAACAACUCUUGUCUUAAAAAAUUGCUGCGCGCAGAGCGGGCGCCCGCGGCGCAACAGCCACCAGCGCAAGCUGGACCAGCAAGAGGAGAGCUGCCAGAACCUGACCGACUUCGCCCCCGCCCGCGUGCCCAGCACCCUCGACAUCUUCACCGCCUACAACGAGACGCUGCAGUGCUCCCACGAGUGCGUCCGGACCCCCGUCCCCGUCUACGCGGAGGAGGCGUUGCGCUCGCCCGGGGAUUAUAAAACAACCUUCAACGGAAACAGACCCUCUUCUUCUGACCGGCAUCUUAUUCCCGUGGCCUUUGUGUCUGAGAAAUGGUUUGAAAUCUCCUGCUGACUGGCCGAAGCCUGUUUGACUUCUGGGGGCAGGGCAGACGCCAUCGGGCUGUUUCCUGGAUUCCAUUGGUGAACCUGUAAAAAAUAUAAAAAAAUAAUGGGUUACCUGUACCUACCAUUUAUGUUUACCAGUAGGAGACUCAAAGAGCAGCGUUCUAUGGGCCAAAUAUAUUUUUAUAAAAAUGAACACGCCUAUAGGUAACUGCGUUUCUCAAAGAGCGUGUUUUUUGGAGAAGAGAAAGAGAAAUGUGCGAGCAAAGAAUCCUGUGGAGGAAGAGGAACCAGCGAGGGCCUGGGAGGGAAAGACUGAGCGCCUGGAGCCUGGACAUGGACUGUGACUCUGAACCUGUGCCAAUAAUACCAUUAUGUGCCAUGUACCGAUGCAAAGACUUCGCGAGAAGCCGAAGCUAAGUCGCUAACGCCUAGAAACGUUGUGGAGGACGAGUGGGGCAUCUCUUCUGGUGGGGUCAUUCAUUCCGGUCCAUACGCAUACAUACAUACGAUAUAUGUAGAGAGAAAAUAUAUAUAUAUACACACACAAACACUUUUUGUACUGUAGCAAUUUUUGAAGAUCUUAAAUACUCAUUUUUAAAGAAGAUGUCAUGGGCUAAAAGUCUCGUUUCUUUAACAUGCAUAAUAUGAACUAGGUGAACUGAUGUUUUCUACUUUGGCAGCUUGCCUUUCAAACCUAUAUGUGUAUAUAUAGGUAGACAUAUAUACAUAUAUAUACGUGUGUGUGUAUGUAUAAACAUAUAUAUGUAUGUAUACAUAUAUAUAUAUAUAGUUUUGGUUCUUUUUGGAAAUGCUUUUGCAGCGGCGGGGGACGGCCGGGGCUGUGCUGCUGCGGGGGAGCCGGGGAGAGGCUUCCCAAAAAACAGCCCAGAGCGCGGCUGUGCUGCCCUGGGGCUCCCCCGGCUCCGGCGGGGACGGCGGAGCGCUCGGGAGGCUGGUCUGGAAGGGAAGGAGAACGGACACGGGCUGGGACGAGACCUGGGAGGAUGCUCUGGGCCAAAUUCACAAAGUGCAUUCCUGCUGCGGGAGGCCGGAGGGAGCGUGGCAGGGUGGCAAGAGGGGCUCCCUCCCACCCGCCGGCGGGCGGGGGGCUCCCCACAGACUCCUGCACCGUCGUGUCCCCGGGGAAGGGCCGCGAGUGGGACGUGGGCAGGGAGCUCGUGGCAGGGGGGACACCCAGACCCCAGCAGCUCGCAGCGAAGGGUAUCCCCAGACCUCACAGCCUGAUGCCUUGUCACGGUAGGUGGGAAAAAGGCCGAAAUUUCAGGGUCUGCCCGUUGUUUCGCAGAGCUGCGGUCCCCGCUGCACGAGGUGUGAUGCCUCGGGGCCGGCUGAGGUUGGGUUUUAGGCAUGGACUUUCAAAGGAUGGGCCUCUCUUGGCACAAGAGAUGAACUUCAGGAGUGAGAUGUGGGAGUAUUUUGGGGAAAUGGCUUCUAAACUGGCCACGACACCAAAGCUUGCUCAGCUCUGUGAGAAGCAAGAGAGGAACGAGCCCUUUGGCCCCUGACCCGGGCCACGGCCGGCGAGCUCCGGGGAGCCUCUUAGCUCUCACGGUCCCGGCUGGGUUUGCUGUGGCAGGAGAGGAGGCAGCACGCUGCCCACAACCACGGGGAUCAUUUAACAGCAUUAAAAAGGGAAUCCUGCCCAACGCUUUGCCAGCGAGGUACGGUUUGGCGUGUUGCUCUAGAAGGACAUCCCAUCGCCCGUCCAGCUCCUGCUGGGGUGGGUGUUUUGGUGGGUGCUGGUGAGCACACCAGCCCGCCCGCAAGCCCCAUCCAAAAAGUCUUUGCACGGAGCCGGGUGCUGCUGUCAGGGCGGCAGUCCGUGCCAUGCCGUGUCCCUCCAAACCGGCGCAGCUGGGAGAGCCGGGCAGGGCCGGGGGGAUGGUGGCAGCGGGCUGGGGUCUCCCAACCCGCCCGGUGCCUCGCCAUGGUUUGCUUCUGCUCUUUAACACGUGUCCUGCCCCAGGCCGGGGCUGGCCCACAUCAGCGGGGCCAAGGCAGAGCUUGCGGAGGGCUCCCGGGCGGCUGCACCACGCGGUUCACGGGAGGGUUUGGGUCAGGCACCGGGAUGGGGCUCGUUUGGGGUCGCUUCGGCAUUACGUGGGUGGGAACGACAGCAGAGUUCAGACCAAAGUCCUCCAGUUCUUUUUGUAAACUGCCCUUCGUAAAUACUAGCGAUUUUUUAGAAUUGUCCAGAUACACAUUUCUACUCAUCCACUGAUUAUUCAGCUCCAUUUCUUUAUUAUAACGAACAUGCAGUUUAAAAAAAAAAAAAAAAAAAAAAGAAAAAAAAAGUAGAACCUUCUGGUAUUGCGCAUAGCCACGUGUGCAGUCUCUUGUUUCCGUAUCCCUUUCUGUCCUUUUCUGAUGGAAUUGCACAGUCUGGAUUAUUUUUCCUGAAGUUUUGGAAGCCACCCUGGGAAGAAGUCUUCCUUGCCAGACCUGACGGUUACCUGCGGACUUGAGCCAAACAUCUCUGAAGGUAUUGGUGAUUUCCCUGUGACUCCAAUGAGCCUCGAGCAUUGCCUCGGGCACGUUCUGCACCGGGGUGGCUGCCGACUGGCAGCUGGAGAGGAGGAGGGGGGUCCCUGUUGCUCCUGGCCAGGUUUUGGUCCGUGUCCGAACCCGUUCCUUCUGCAGAGGUGGUUUCUCAUGGGUGCUGAGGUGGGCGGCACCAGAGACGUGUGUCCCCGGGGCUGGGGCUUGGAGUUGGGGGUUAUUUAACAGGGCUGGGUCUCCUUAGGCUUCUGGCAAGGAGAUCUGCUCUUGUGUUUCCUGAGAGCAAACCUUCCCAUGAUUGGGCUGGGCACUGGGCAGGGGGGGUCUGCUGGGCAGCUCCCGUGGCUGGCUCCCCGGGAUGUGGGGUGGGAUGCCUCCCCGGGACGCCCCGGGCUGGAGGAGCAACACCCCCCCCCCCCCCCCCCCCCCCCCCCCAAGCUUUAGCCUUUGCUGGGAAAUGUGGGGUGCGUGUGCCCUCGGGGUAUCCUGGGGGUCUGCCCUGAAACAGGGAGUGCUGCGUGGGGUCCCGGCCUCACUGCCAGCAGCCUCCUGUGCACUCUGGGGGGGAGCUCUGGUCCAUGGCGGGGGGCAGGUAAGAGCGCGGUGUGUUACCUUGCUUGGGUGACCACCCCCAUCACCACGCAGAGGAGCACCCCAGGAGCUGCGACUGCUCCAGGGCGAUCCGUCACCUCGGUAUAUUGGGGCGUUUGUGUUUUACUGAUGUAAAUGGUGCAGCCCCUGCAAAUCACCCUUGCUGGCACAGUUUCUGAAUUCUCCCUCUUUGUUUGACUUUGCUGGCAUCAGUCCACUCCAGCUCGGGAGCCGCGUCUGUUGUGCUUCACCCGUUGAUCUUCCGAUUUAUUUGUAUGUGCUGGCUGCACCCAGUAGUUCUUACUGGUAUUCCAGUGUAAUCUCGACAGCAAUUUGACGUCAUAAAAUAUAUCUCAACUCCCUCGUUCCCGAGCUUUUGAAGCAUCGUUCUGUGUUUCUGUGUGCGUGGAACCCGCUGCCUGAAGGGGAGUCAUCGGGCAGAGCCGGGGGCUGGCAGGGCAGCGCCGGUGCCGGUGAUGGAGAGGUGCCCUGGCCCGAGCCUGGCACCCAGCUCCCGGGAAAUUCCCUGCGGAGCUGGGGGCAAGGAGGGGGGAGUGUGUGUGUGUGUCUGUGCGUGUGUCAGGGAGAGAGAAUGAAGGCAAAUAACUUUGACCCCAGACAACAGGAGCAGGUUUCUGAUGUCCAGGACUUGCAUGAGCUUUCCACAUAGUCUGCAGAAGGACACAUCCUGGUCACUGAGAGAUGGGCGGUGAACCAGGGAACAAAAGUAGAUGCACAAUCUUCCCUUAUUUAUAAGGACCAACAGCACUUGCACUUUAUCAGAGAAACCCUCCCAUCCCUAUGCAUGCCAAGCACACCAACAAGGGACAACUGCCAGGAGGAAGGAAAGGAGGGAAGGAAGAAGUGAAGGGCUGGAGCUGCAAAUGCGAUGAUUUCUGAGGCAGCAUCCUAGCAUCCCAGUGUCCUUCCUAGUACAGAGAAAUGAACUGUGGUUAUUUCAUUCCCUGCUAUUGAUGAAAGCCAAAAAAGAGACAGAAAUGAAAACAUAGUCACGUUUUCAUAGAAUAGACCUGUUGAGCAGCUCUUUCACACCAGGGAAAAGGCAGGCAGGUGUGGUGGUUGCAAACACGUUCCCUCAGGAACCUUGCCACGUUUCGGCCGCACUGUCUCGCCCCGAGGUCUGGCCACUGCAGCCACGGGUGAUGGCUCUAGAUGGGCUCCUUCCAUCGCUGCCCUUUGCCGGACACAGAGCUUCAUCCUCAGCUGGUGGGAGUUGCGCCAGGUUUUGUUGGCUUGAGCCAGCCCAAAGCCUAUUCAGCAAUAAUGGGGGAGGUUUUGCCAACGCUGGUGCCACCCAAUACUUUGAUUUGGCUGGAGCCCCUUGCCCAAGCAGCGGGGUCUUGCUCCUGUACAUGUUCGGAGAGGACUUGCACAUGUUUGGAGAAUUAGGGAUUUUUCCGUUCUCAUUCAGAAGCUGAGCUCAUUUUCCAGCCCGGUAGCAGGUAGCAGGAAAUGUUCCACCGUGAAAUACAGCCCCGUGUGCUGGCCGGCAUCGUUUGCGUGGUGACAGAUUGAGCAACGGCUUGCGAGCAGCGAGGCGGUGAUCGUCCCCGCUGUGCCCGGGGCGGUCGCCGUGCCAGGGAGCUGCGGGCACGUGUGUGGUGGGACUCGAUGGAUGUGCAGUAAAUCCAGGGGAGCAGCCGCAGCGGGGCAUCCACCACCACCUCACCAAACUACAUGCCCUUUCCUUGGAAAACCAGAGCUUUUUACUGUGUUUUGUUUCAUUGUGGAUCUGGCAGCUUGGGGGAAAAAAAAAAAAAAACAACAAAAAAACAAAAACCCAAGGUUUUGCUCCUUGCUUUGCCAUAAACUUGCAGCUAGCUGCUUCUUGUUGCUGUUUGGUUCAUUUUACGGAUUUCUUGGCCCCUUAGUAGUUCCUAAGAAAUGCGCCAGAGCUGCCGAAAGGCUGCCAAGUCCCCCCGGCGUAUGGUGGUGUGUCCGUGUGCCGUUGUGGCUCUGUCCUGGAGAGGGAAUGGCUCAGGCUGAGCCCUUCUCACCGCUAGCCUCCGCAGGGACCUGGCCAAGCUGGGGGGUCCCAUGCCGGGAUGGCAGGUGCUCCCCCGGCAGAGGAGAGCCGGGCCCUUCCUGGGGCUGUGUGGGACCUCUCCUCCACCCAAAUUCCUUGCAAACACCACGCGGGAGCUGCGAGUCCUUGGGUCAGGGCUGCUUGCCGCGGCCAGCACCACGGGGCUCUUUUCUGCACCCAACUAAUCUGGUUUGGGGCGUCAGGUGCGAGCUGCCACGUCGCGGCACCUUCAGGUACCGCGGGCAGGUUUGGUGGGGUUUGGUACAGAAGCCCCUGAUUUUUGCCAGCUGGGGUAUCCCGAGGGCAGCAGCGUCCCGUAGCACCCGCAGGCACGCAGGGCAGAGCGGGUCCCCCGGGGCUGCCCGUCUCUCCAAAUCUGAUGGUUUACCUUCACUCUGUCUUCCCAGGUAGAGAAAAGGGUGGCCCAUGGCAGCGGCGGUGGAGGGGCCGGGGGGAGGCGUGCUCCGGGGGGUUCCCCGGCCUCUGCACCCUCCGUGCCAUGGCCGGGGGCUCGGAGCGGCGACAGCAAACCCAGCACAGGAGAGUGCGCGGGGGGCGGAUUUCAGGUUACCUCUUCUCCAUUGGCAGCUUGUUGCGAAGGAAGGUCGUUCAGCUAAAAUGGUAGUUAAAUAGUAGAUAUUCUACACAUAUUAUAUAUUUUGUAAAAAAAAUAAAAAUAAAAAUAAAAAUAAAAUAGAACAAAAAUAUAUAUAUAAUAUCUCAGCCCACCCAUUUCAGGAUGAAUGUGGUUGGAAUUUUGGUUCAACCAGGUAUAAAAUCUGUAAGCGAUUUUUUCAAAACCAGCAAGAAAUCCCUCACCAUUUCAGAAGUCCGUGGGUUUGGUCUCCAGAUCUCAUGUAAUGCUUCUCACGCAUUUUUAAGAGUUACUCCCAGCGUUUGUAGGUACAUUUUUAAUAGUGUCACGAGUGGAGAUAAUAUUUACUUUGAGAAAAAGUAUAUGUUGCACAAAAAUGUACACUAAGGGCACAGAUUUCUGACCCAGAUUCUUCUAUUUUAGGUUCCGAGGGGUUUAUUUUUUUGUUUGAUAGGACAUGUACAGUGAAGUUUACACUUUAUUUUUAUUUUGCCAAAAACCGUUUUCUAACAUGAGACAGCUUUUACUUUGUAACCGGUUUUACAUCACUGAGUACUUCUUUAUUUUCCUGGGAAAGCCCUGUGCCGUGCGGUGCUGCCGCGCGCGCCGGGGCGAUGGCGGCGUGCCGGGGAGCCGGCUGCCCGCGGGGCCGCGCAGGCCACAGCUCUUUUCUUCCCGAGUGGUUUUUAAUUUGUCUCUGUACUUCGAAGCUGUGUAUUUGGAAGCACUGUAAAUGCCACCCUAUACCGAUUUCCCUGUGUAUAUUUAGUACUCUGAUGUUGCUAUUAAAACUGAUAUGAGAACCGCGCA
Tyto alba (common barn owl) is the source of this 8376-nucleotide messenger RNA. RefSeq names its product adherens junctions associated protein 1 (gene AJAP1). NCBI's taxonomy places the organism in Eukaryota, Metazoa, Chordata, Aves, Strigiformes, Tytonidae. Gene Ontology annotation, cellular component: cytoplasmic side of plasma membrane; adherens junction; cell-cell contact zone. Bases 711 to 1820 code for a protein of 369 amino acids. The record is from RefSeq and is a predicted model, not a curated record. The transcript is spliced from 6 exons. Gene Ontology annotation, molecular function: beta-catenin binding.